GGGCUGGAGCGAUGUUUACCAACAUGGGAGGAGCCGGACUCGGGCAGAAGCCCGGCGGCUUUCGUUUUGCAGGCGGGUUGCGAGACGGCGCUGCGCGGGGACAUGGCUCGGGGACUCUUUCACCUGCUCCUCGUGGUUGCGUUAGUUAUGGAAACACAUUGCAAAAAUGAUACAGGGAUUCCCAUACACACAGCACACAAUAAAUCUGUUACAAGGAGGAGAAACAUUGCUAAGCGAGAGAUUAUCUGUGCAGAGGAGGAGUACGUUUUAAAUGAUCAGUGCUGCAAGAAAUGUAGACAUGGUCAUGUCAAAAGUACUGAGUGCCCAAACACUCUAGCACAUUGUGUACCAUGCAAAUCUGGAGAGGAGUACAUGGAUCAUAUCAAUGAUUUGGACAAGUGUAUGAGAUGUCGUUCAUGUGACAUAGCACUCGGUUGGAAGGUUGUAAAGAACUGUACCCCAACAGAGAAUACAGAAUGCUCCUGUGCAAAGAACCAUUAUUGCAAUCCUCCUCAAUGUGAACACUGCGAGUCAUGUACCGUAUGUGAAAAUGGCCUAGUUGAAAAGGAAUGCACUUCAACUUCAGACACUGUGUGCAGAAUGCAAGAAGCAGGAAUGCCACCUUGGGGCAUCGUAUUUAUUGCCAUAUUUGUGAUAGCAUUAGCAGCUGCAGCAGGAUUCAUAUUCUACCGUAAGAGAAAACGGGAGAAUAUUAUUACCCAAGGUAACACAGCCACUGGUAGAGACAGUUCAGAUGAGACUUUAACACUCGUACCUGUAGAUGAUGAGCUGAGCCGCCAUAUCCCUGACAUCGUGAGGGAGAUGACACUAGAUGAGGUCAAGACAUUUGUUCGUUAUCACGGGCUUUCAGAACCUAUCAUAGAUGAAAUUAUCCAGGAUAACUUCAAUAACACAUCUGAACAGAAGAUUAAGCUCUUUCAGAAAUGGCACCAAAUGCAUGGGAUAAGAGGAGCCUACGGAACCCUAAUAAGCAGCCUGAGAGAUUUAAAAAUGCGUGCAGUAGCUGAUAAAAUUGAGGAAAAACUGAAGGCAGCUGUUUCAAGCCACCAGGAAAGGAGGGAGUCUUAUAACGAUAAAACUGUGCAAAGCAAUUCCUACAGUCAGGAAGGUGGAAAAUCUUAUCACGAUAAUGCUGAAAUAAGUAAAACCUACCCUGAGAGUUUGGAAGAAACAUAGCAUAGAAUUAUAUUAAAAUUAUUUCUGACUGAAUUAGUAUUUUUUUACUACUACAAAUAACAAAGCUUCUGAAAGCCAUUUUGUUGGCAGCUCAGGGAGUUUUUCAGGGUACUUAUAACACGAAGAAUAGUUUGGAUUUUUGUAGAGGUAUGUUUCCUUUAAAAAGAAGUCUUAACUGUUUAUUUUGAUUGUUAAAAACAGGACAGAUUUAUGGCUUAUUAAAGGUAACAAUAGAAGAGUUCAGCCAUAGGACUUGCUACAAAAGAACAAAGUAGUCACUGGCAGAAAGGUUUAACUCAAAUGUGGUAGUCCUGAACGCUGACUCAAUGUAGUGUUUCAAUUACAUUAUAAUUAUGGGAUGUUACAUUUUUCGAAGUGAAAAGUCUGGUGUUAAAAGUCAAUGAAAUAAACAAGGAAGAAUGCUUCAACAACAACAAAAUAAUAAACUUUUGUAUAAUAUACCCCUAAUUAAUUCUAAAUAUAUAUCUUAAUCAUAGAAUGGCUUGCUUUGGAAGGGACCUUUAAGGAUCAUCUGCCAUGGGCAAGGUUGCUAACCACUAGAUCAGGCUACCCCAGGAACCUUGUUAUAACACCUCCAGGAACUGGGCAUCCAUAGCUUCUUUGGACCAUCUGUUCCAGUGCCUCAUCACCCUUUGAGUAAAGAACUUCCCCCUAACAUCCAACCUAAAUCUCCACUCUUCUAGUUUAAAACCAUUCCCCCUUGACCUAUCACUACCUACCUCUGUAAAAACUCAAUCUCACUCCUGCUUAUAAGCUUCCUUUAAGUACUGAAAGGCUGCAGUGAGGUGUCCCUGGAACCUUCUCUUCUCAAACCUAAACAAAGCCCAGCUCCCUCCACCUAUCUCCACAGGUUAGAUGCCAUCCUCUGGAUCCACUCUAACACCUCCACAUUUUUCCUGUGCUGGAGGCCCCAGACCUGGAUACAGUACUCCAGAUGGGGUCCUCACGUCCUCCCUGAUUCAAGUGCAACACCUUGCAUUUGUCUUUGUUGAACCUCAUUAUGCUCAUGCAGCCCCACUUUUCAAGCCUGUUCAGGUCCCUCUGGAUGGCAUCUCUCUCUUCUGUGUCAGCAGUACACAGUAUUAGUGUCAUCAACAACUGUGCUGAGAAUGCACUUGAUUCCAUCAUCAUUGAUAAAGGCAUUACAGAGCACUGGUCCCAAAAUGGAAUCCCAGGGGACACCACUUGUGACAGGCCUCCACUUGGACAUAGAGCAGCUGAAAAAAACCCUCUGGCUGUAACUAUCCAAUCAACUCAUCAUCCACCAAAUAGUUCACCCUUCAAAUUAUUUUCUCUCUAAUUUAGAGAUAAGGAUGUAGUAUGGGAAAGCACCUGUGGUUUUAUAUGUCUAUAUUUAUCUGAAUGUAUAGAUGUGUUUUCUUUCUCAAAGCCCUCAGUACUAAGAUUACUUCCUAUAUUCUCUGCACUGAUUACAAGCCUAUUUUCAUAUUAAAAAAAAAAAAUACAAAAAAUAUACCCCACAAAUACAAAACCUUCAAAGAAUUAGAAACGAGAGAUAAAGUGGCACAACAAAGCCAUCGCUAUUUGAAGGCAAUCUGCACAAACUGUGAUGUCUCCAUACCCAGAUGUGUAGCAGUCAGCACCAUGUUUUGAAAAGAAUAAAAAAAAACAACAAACAACCAAAAUCUUACCUUCCUUUCAUCACAGAUUCCAAAGGUCUCCUAAAUUCAAUGAUCAAUAGCACUGAGCUGCUUUGUAGUGAGGCUUUUCUUACUCAUGCACAGAUUUACGCUAUCAUUCAAAAUCUUUCAGCAGAAGACCUUACUGGAAAGGUUAGAUUUUUUUUUUUCACCCAGGACCUUUUUUAGUUCUACCAUCCAUUCCCUAGAAGGAAUUUCUUAUUAAGCAUCAAGCAAAACACAAGAAAACCUUUCCAAAAGCUGAAGGCUGGGGUCUGUAGUCAGGUUCAAUUUUUGCCACCUGGCCCUAGGGUGUGGCCAGAGCAGAGUGGGUAUACAAGCAGGGAGCCAGGUGCUGGGAAUCAACCCCAGUGCAAGGCUGAGUGUCCACAGGUGCAAUAGGGAUGCUCACAAAGUCAUGCUGCUCGCAGGGCAGUGUUUAGCCCCUGAAAACAAUUGGGAGUGCAACCACAGUUCUGAGUGUUGUGCUAAGCUAAAAUGAAGAAUAGGGCUUACAUUAGUUUCAGUAACUUACAACUUUUCAUAAACUAACUUGUCCAAUGUCUGAAGGUCACUAAACUAUUUUGUUGCCAAACCUGGCUUGGCUCUUUGUCAGUUUUCUAACACCACAGAAGUCCAUGAGCCUGGAAAACCCUUCAAGCCUGCAUUACAGCCUUUUUCCUCUAAAUAUUCCACUUUUUCUAUGUGACCUGAUAAGUCAGCUUACCAAUACUAUACUACCAAAUUCCCCACAGUGCUGCUUUUGGGCAGCCAUAGCUGAACAGUUUAAUACAUAUGCACUUGGACAUUUAAGGACUAACUCCACAAUGUGGUUAAGGCAUUGUGUUGUAUAACUGACUUGUGUCUGUUCUAGCUGUGUAGAGAUCUGAUACUCUGGAACAGUGUGUUACUCAUUGCCAUGUUUUGAUCAGACUCUAUGUAUAGGAGAAUAAACUGUCUGCCUUUUGGAAAAGCAGCACAGCAGUGGUGUAGGCAGUGCUGUAAUUGUUUCCUGGGCUGCAGUUAUGCAGAAGUACAGCCAAAACAGGAAGGAAGAAAUGCUCUAUGCUCUGAUAGCUCCAAUCCUGGUUGGCAGGCUGCUCCCAGUACCACGUCCCACCCAGGAAGACUUACAUAUAGCUUAAAGGUAUGUUGGCAUUUGCUUGACUUGAAUCUUGGCUUUUCUUGGUUUCUGGCUUCAUCUCUCAAAGAUGGCAUCUGGUCACCAGAAACCAAAGUUCUUAGGACUUUAGUGUCAGUUAAUAUAACUGGUCUGAAUAAGACAGAUUUUAAAAUGGAAGCACCAAAUCUCAUAAACUGUGGCAGUGAAAUAGAAUGUGGAUUCUAUCUUUCAAUACAUUGGAAUUCCCCAACCUCAGUAAAAUGAGGAUGGUUAACUUUAAAAAAGUCCCUGAACAAUGAGUCAUAUUCUCCUUAGGAGACAUCUACACGGCUGAAACCAGGCUGCCAUGAACUCUAGUAGUCAGCACACAUUCUAAUUUUUUUCUUUACCAGGACAUUGUGCAACAAAUAAAAGGACUGAUAAUAUCAUGAAGUUGUUUUUUCUAAGCACUGAAUAUAUGUCUACAUUGACAAGUGUAAAGCUACCUGUCAAGCUUAAAGAAGUUGGACCAGGGACCAGAAGUGAUUUAGUUCUGCUGAGUCACACUAGCACAUCCAAAUUUCCAUUGCCUCCUGCUUCUGGCCUCAUUCUCACAUUUGGACUGCACAAGAAUAUAUCACUAGUAUGGUGUCACCUUUUGCUCUCACCUUUCCUUCUCCAAAAGUCUGCAGCGAGUUUCAUGCUGAUGAGAUGGCAACCACCACAGCUGCUGGCUGAAACUUAUUUCUGAUAUCUUUAUCCUGUGUGCUGCAAUCUACACACAAGCAAUAAUUAGCUUCUAUCUCCUCAGUAACAAUGUUGUGUAAACAGACAGCCAUGUAAAAUAAUACUUUUCAGCUCUGAGGAAAAAGGAAAAAAAUAAAAAUUAAAGAAAAAGGAAAACAAAACAAACAAAAAAAAAAGCAACAGAAAUGGCUUUGACUAAUACAGCUGUACAGUUAGUAGAAACCCAGCACCAGAAAAGCAAGUGGAAAGUGAAACAGAAAUUUGUCCAGGGAAUGAGUUGGCAUGUUUUGAAAAAGGGGAAGCUCCCUCUUCAGGAAAGCAAAAUUUUACAAAACACCUGCAUUUAUUAUAGAAAAAAAUAAAAAUAGAAAUAAAAAUAAAAAGGGGUGCAAAGCCUGAAGGAUGAAGUUCAGUCACCUGCAAACUGAAGGUGACCCCAUGAGAGAUGAGUCUACUCAGAAACUCAUGCACUCCUAGCAGUGCACACCCAGCCAUCGCCUCACCCAUGCUGCAAACAGUAGAAUGGUUGCUGCAAGCAGACCUGACCUGAAGGACAGCAGCGAGAUCACAGUGACAGCCUAGCACCAGAAGAAAGCAGGACAGUCCCAGGAUGCCUACAAAGACAGCAGUGCUGCUGUAAUCGCUGUUUUAAAGUCAUACUGCAGGCUGCCAGUUUGUGAAAAGGCACAGCGGAGAAAUAAAGUGCUUAGGACAGAAACAAAAAUGCUUCUUUGCAGCCAAUAUGACAAGCACACUAAAAUGCGAGAGAGCCGUAGCUUAUUUUCCUGCAUGGAGGAGACAGAAGGAAUACAAUAAAAACAAAUUUGGGAGAACAAUAAAACUGUGUUGCAAGAAGCUUCAGAACUGGACAGAUGUCCAUUUUGAGGAAAGAUACAAACUUAUAACAUACAGCCCUCUCUUACUGUUGUUAGGACUUUGAUUCUGGACUUGAAAGGGGUGCUUCCAUUGCUGCUGUCCCACUGCAAGCAAGCAGAAAAGUGCCCUCUGCACGCAUCUGGCCUCCAGCACGGAGCUGUGGCUGAGAACUAAGAGAGAUGUGGGAACAAUGACAAAACCUAAUGCACAAGCAGUAUGUUCUGGAUAGCUUUUCAGUGGUUUUAGUUCCUUUCCAAACUGAAAGCAUGGUUUUUAAUGCAGACAGUGCUAGAGGGCUCUUUCCCACAGCUUUAAGCCAAGGCUUCCUGCACCCUCAGUGAACCGGUGACUGUGACAGAGUGCUGUUCUUCAUUGAAGGCAGGCACAAAACACUCUGGUGAUGGCAGCAUUCAGAACAGAGGGCACUGAACAAAUCCAGGGAGGAGGCUGACCGAAAGCCAAGGCAGAAGGGAGCCAGAGAGCAGAGCUGGGGGGCAGUGCUUGGCCCCCUGCAUAGUGAAUCUCAUAGCACACCGAGGCCCUCCUUGCAUCCUUGUACCCUGAAAAGCAACACAUUUCUGAUUGCAAACAUCUCACCUCUUACAUUUGCUUUUUUAGCCUUAUAUAGGGUGUAGGAAGAAGGAAGACAAGCCAGGAGGCUAUGGGUUUGCCUCUGUGAUGUGAGAACAACAAAUACUUGUGUACUUUAUGGAGGGGUGUGACUGGAUUUAUAACAAAGAGUGUUCUCUUGUAUAUAACGGAUAGCGGUCACUCAAUAGUUGAGUAUUUUUGAACCUCUCAACCAAACCUCUUCACAUUUGAAUUCCUCUAAACUUGGAACUUCCAAAAAGCAGAACUUCCCACCGCACCAGAAGGGCAGUGAUCGGGGCCUGGUAGGGGCAGCUCAGCAGGUGGCAGCCUGUCACCAUACAGCCCAUGUAUGCCUCUUGCUGGCAGGAUACUGCUGUCUCACCCACGGUCUGCAGCAGGGCAUGAGGCCUUGGCCUGGCUGUGCAGAGCCAGGCUGGGCUAAUUCCAGCUCCUCAUGUUCCUCCUGCAGCCACAUCCAUAUCCUGAAGACACAUUCCACCAGCAUGCCACCUCAGUGUCACAGAAUGAUGCCUACUGGCUUGUCUGGUAUGAGGAUGGGCACGACCUGGCUCCCUUUCAAGUUGCACAAGCAUUAAGAGGCUCAAGGAAGUCCCAUGGUGCUGUGCCAAGCUCUGCAGCAGCACAGUAAUGAAUGGUAUCACUAGUUUUAAUGUUAACGACACAUGGAAAGAAAACGUAACAGUAAAAUAUUCUGACUGCAAACAGAGCACUCCAAAGCCUGGAAUUGGCACUAUUAGUGAAGUACGUGCAGCACUACCUGUGCCAGCAUGGAUGUGCGCUGCAGUGAAGCCUUAAUAAUUGUUCACAUACAAGCCAGCUGUGAGUCAUUCACUCAAUCGAUGCCUACGCAACAUACCAUGCAAAGGCUGGUGUUAGCAGCAGCUGAAAAAGUCAAUAGAAGAAGGGACAAUUGUCCUGAAAUCUGGCUCUCCUAGGAGUAAUCUUCUUAUCAUUACAACUAAGUGAAAAAGUAACUAGGGAAGACAGGGAGGAGAAGGGGUGGGCAGUGACAGUUCGGAAGAACUUGCUUAUGAAUAACAACCUUAAUUGUUACAACGCGCUAUUGUAAAUGGUUUUGUCUUCCUUCCCUUUCAGAUUUGUAAGUUCUCCUAUCACUUUAAAUAACUCUACAUUAAACGCAGUUUUGAUUUCUGUUCUAGCAAUGGGAACUUUGGGAAUAGCAACCUCAGAGAGCUCACUUGCCAAGUUUUUUUUUUUAGUAUUACAAGAUCUGUGGCUGUUGCUUCAAUUAGAAAAACUGGAACAAUCAUUACUGCUUAAAAAUAUACAACUCUGUACCAGGAGACAUCAGAGCUUGCAAAGUACUCCACAUAUUAUCCUUUUCGUUAGCAUAAAUAAUUUAGCAAGGAAGCUUUUUCUUUUGUGGAAGGUACACAGCCCCCUUUCUGAGAUAUUUCUCCUAAGAAAGGGCCUUCUAGGAAUUCAUUCCAGUCUCCCUGCAGCACUCAAAAGGCCUUUCCCUGCCAUCAGACAUGCUGCUAUAAGAAACUUCCAAACAUCC
Molecule: messenger RNA, 7717 nt
Organism: Lagopus muta (rock ptarmigan)
Lineage: Eukaryota; Metazoa; Chordata; Aves; Galliformes; Phasianidae
Gene: FAS
Product: Fas cell surface death receptor
Exons: 9
Coding region: 103-1197 (364 amino acids)
Biological process (GO): negative regulation of apoptotic process; extrinsic apoptotic signaling pathway in absence of ligand; necroptotic signaling pathway
Cellular component (GO): external side of plasma membrane; membrane raft; CD95 death-inducing signaling complex
Molecular function (GO): protein binding; tumor necrosis factor receptor activity
Source: RefSeq, a predicted model, not a curated record